Triticum aestivum (bread wheat) is the source of this 909-nucleotide messenger RNA. RefSeq names its product pistil-specific extensin-like protein. The record is from RefSeq and is a predicted model, not a curated record. Gene Ontology annotation, cellular component: cell periphery. Lineage: Eukaryota; Viridiplantae; Streptophyta; Magnoliopsida; Poales; Poaceae. The coding region runs from base 80 to 679 and encodes 199 amino acids. The transcript has 2 exons.
CUGACUUUAGCUAUAGUGCUUGUGCUUAUACCACUAGGGAUCGACACACCUUCGUUGACAGGAAAAUUAUUAGUCAGAGAUGAGGAGCUACGCAGCUGUAGUCCGGGCAGCACUACUCGUCCUUGGCGCGCUGCUACUCCCUGCCCACCAUGUGAUGGCCGACUACUCGGCCAUGGCACCGGCGCCGCCGCCACCGCCUAAGCCGGCCAGUGCCAUUUCCAUGCCCCCGUUGCCAGCCAAUGACACCAACAUGUCGCCGCCUGUCCAGCUGGCGCCACCUUUCGUCGUUGUGCAGGGCGUGAUCUACUGUAAGUCCUGCAAAUCCAGGGGCUACAACCGCGGCAUGGACGCGUCACCGAUCCAAGGUGCAACGGUGAAUCUGGUGUGCUACGGGAGGAAGGUGGUGAACGUGACAGCGACGGUGUCGGACGAGCACGGCUACUUCCUGGUGAUGUUCUACGACCUGGCCAACUUCAACGCGCGCAACUGCAAGAUAUACCUGGGCACGUCGCCGACGCCGCUCUGCGACAAGCCCGUCUACCCGCCGAACAAGUGGAUCGGGCUCUCGCUCGUCAAAGAGACCGUAACUUCGCCGCCGGUGGGGCUGCAAGGCGUCUACUGCCCCAGCAGCGUGCUCUUCUACGGCCCCUCCGCCGGACAGCAUUGCCCAUUUUAUUGACCGCGCCGCCUCGAUCCACCUGGUACUAAGUAAUAAUCAACUAGUCACCUUGGCAGUUUUGCACUUGCAGUGGUUCGUGUUUGUGUAUUGUACGUGUUCCUAGCAGCUUAGAUCCGCCAAUUUACGUUCAGUUCUUCUAGUUUGUUGGUUGGUGCAGUUGCAGUGUAGUGCUAGUAUCUUGAGUUUUCAGUGGCCUCCGUUCCCCACCAUAACUAUGAUUCUUCUGCCAA